Molecule: messenger RNA, 928 nt
Organism: Lolium rigidum
Lineage: Eukaryota; Viridiplantae; Streptophyta; Magnoliopsida; Poales; Poaceae
Product: zinc transporter 2-like
Exons: 4
Coding region: 1-885 (294 amino acids)
Biological process (GO): zinc ion transmembrane transport
Cellular component (GO): membrane
Molecular function (GO): zinc ion transmembrane transporter activity
Source: RefSeq, a predicted model, not a curated record
AUGCGGUGGAACGAGGCGUUCCUGGUGCUGGGCACGCAGUUCGCCGGAGGGGUCUUCCUCGGGACCGCCAUGAUGCACUUCCUCAGCGACGCCAACGAGACCUUUGGCGACCUCGUCCCGGACAAGGCCUACCCGUUCGCCUUCAUGCUCGCCUGCGCCGGAUACGUCCUCACCAUGCUCGCCGAGUGCGCCAUCUCCUUCGUCGUCGCGCGCGGCCGGACAAAGCCCGCCGCCACCGUUGCAGGAGCGCUGGAGGAGGGCAAGCUGAGCAGCCCCAGUGGCAACGGCUCCGAAACACAAGCUGCUGACGCACACGGCGAUCACUCCGCGGCAUCCAUGCUGCGCAAUGCCAGCACCCUCGGCGACAGCAUACUCCUCAUCGCGGCUCUCUGUUUCCACUCCGUCUUCGAAGGCAUCGCCAUCGGAGUCGCCGCUGAACAAAUUAACUUGCAGCUUGAUACGGCUUGCGUUUGUCAAAACCUACCUGCAGAGACGAAAGCCGACGCAUGGAAGGCGCUCUGGACGGUCAGCCUGCAUAAGAUCUUCGCGGCGAUCGCCAUGGGCAUCGCCCUGCUCCGGAUGCUUCCCAACCGCCCCCUCUUCUCCUGCAUCGCCUACGCAUUCGCCUUCGCCAUCUCCAGCCCCAUCGGCGUCGGCAUCGGCAUCGUCAUCGACGCGACCACGCAGGGCAAGGUGGCGGACUGGGUCUUCGCCAUCUCCAUGGGCCUUGCCACGGGCAUCUUCAUCUACGUCUCCGUCAACCACCUCCUCUCCAAGGGGUACAAGCCUCAGAGGCCCGUCGCCGCCGACACGCCUCUUGGACGGUGGCUCGCCGUCGUGUUCGGCGUCGGUGUCAUCGCUGUCGUCAUGAUAUGGGACACCUGAUUCUCAGGAUUACGCCGGGAUUUAUAUGUUAGCUUUGGACGUU